This is a messenger RNA of Ictalurus furcatus (blue catfish), 2874 nucleotides long. RefSeq names its product protein phosphatase 1, regulatory subunit 8b (gene ppp1r8b). NCBI's taxonomy places the organism in Eukaryota, Metazoa, Chordata, Actinopteri, Siluriformes, Ictaluridae. The transcript has 7 exons. Gene Ontology annotation, cellular component: nuclear speck. The record is from RefSeq and is a predicted model, not a curated record. Gene Ontology annotation, molecular function: protein binding; protein serine/threonine phosphatase inhibitor activity; mRNA binding. The coding region runs from base 1763 to 2452 and encodes 229 amino acids.
AAUAUUCCAAAUUUUGAUUGUCCUUCGUGGGCAGGUAAACCUCCACCAGGGCUGCAUUUGGACGUGGUAAAAGGAGACAAACUGAUUGAGGUGGGCAAUCCUAUUUAUCCUAAUGGUGCUUUAAUCUUUCCUAGGCCUGCAACUAACGAUUAUUUUAAUAAACGAUUAAUCCGUCGAUUAUUUCUACGAUUAAUCGAUUAGUUGAAUUAAAAGGCUAAUUUUUAUUUUCUGUAUUUUUCACAUUCCUCACAAUGUUGCUCUUCAAACAUUGUGCAAAUUGAAGGCUAGGAAAUGGUAUUAAAUGUAUCUGUGGGCUAUGCUAUACAUUAUGCAAGGAUUUUUUAAAAAUAUUAACUUUAUAUUUUGAAAACAAAAAAAAACAACUGAUUGAAAAUUUUAAAGCAGACGUUAAAUCACUGUAUUAAAAUGCUAAAAGAAAAACAAAAGCACAAGCCAAGUGUUAACUGGUAAGAAGUUGAAUGUUCUGCAGUAACAAACACAUUCACUCAUCUGAACACAGCAACGUUACUUUAUUCUGUAAAUGUAUGACACUUCUUACAUUUAUAUACAGUUACAUGUUAUAACCAUUACAGUUACUGCUCUCAUAAAAAAACACAAUUAUUUUUGUUUCUAAAUAUAGCCUCAAACAACAUAUUUGAUCAAAAUGAAUAUUUUAGAGUUAUUGCGCUUCCUUUCUAUUGCGCUGUUUGAUUGACUCACCUGCAUGGACUCGCGCUCAUUCAGUGAAGUUUAAAGGAGACUCACUCGCUGUCAGGACGAGAAUUUAUGUAAAAUGGAAAUACUGGCAUGAAUUUCUAACAUUUACAGAUAAGUAUAUAAAGGUAAAAAUGUAAUUUCUGCGCUGAAGAUAACAUGUCUGGAACACAUUAAACAGCACACACGUCUGUCGCAGCAUCUGACACGGCAAGCCACAUUAAUACACUUACUGUAUUAAUACAGUUUGUUUGAAGCACUUAAUAUAAAACAUUCUCAUGUUUUGGACAACCUGGAUCGUGCACUUUUCCCGGAGCAGCUCACUCUGUGACCUCCGCUGUAUCUCAGAUGUGUUUUAUUCAUAGAAAUGUGUUUUCACCAUUGUGAAGUGAUGUCACUGUGGAUAACCCCCAUCAGUGAUGUCACAGACCCAACUAAUCCAUAAUGAAAUUUGUUGUUGGUUAUUUUAAUUAUAGAUUAUUAUCAGUUUUGCCGAUUAGUUGUUGCGGCCCUAAUAUUUACCUACAUCCAUUUUUCAGAAAGUGUUCCACAGUAUCAUAUGGCAUUUGUGCAUUUCUUCAGAUGAUAAAACUGAUAUGUAUGCACUAGAUACUAACCUGACUGUCUGCUGCCCAGUAGUUUUUGUACUGGUGCACUUCAGUGGCUGUCGGGUCCAGGAUGGUGCUAUAAAAACAUGAGCCCUGAGAUUUAAGCACUGAGAGGGAAGUCACCUCAGAUGUUAUUACUCAGGGACACACACAUGCGAAUUUGGAUUUGAUUUAAACCGGUGGUCUUCACAAAGGGGGUCUUGAGACACCAAGGGAAACUGAUCAUCGAUGAAAAAAAGUUCUACUUGUUUGGGAGAAACCCAGACCUUUGUGACUUCACAAUUGAUCAUCAGUCAUGUUCUCGUGUCCAUGCUGCGCUUGUCUACCACAAACACCUAAAGAGGCUUUUUCUCAUUGACCUCAACAGCACACAUGGCACAUUUCUUGGACACAUUCGUCUUGAGCCACAUAAGCCUCAGCAGGUUCCUAUUGACUCUACUAUGUCUUUUGGUGCCUCCACACGUGUCUACACCAUCCGGGAGAAACCUCAAAGCCAGGCUAAUGUGAGUGCAGGAGACAAAACAGGAGAUGAUGAGGAACUGAAAGGAUUGCUGGGUCUUCCAGAGGAGGAGACGGAGCUGGAGAACUUGACGGAGUUCAACACUGCACACAACAAGCGCAUCUCCACUCUGACUAUAGAGGAGGGCAAUCUGGAUAUCCAGAGGCCCAAGAGGAGAAGGAAAAGUUCCAGAGUGAGCUUCACCGAGGAUGAGGAGAUUAUCAAUCCAGAGGAUGUUGACCCCUCUGUUGGACGCUUCCGAAACAUGGUGCAGACUGCUGUUGUUCCUUUAAAGAAGAAAAAAAUGGAGAGUGGCAAUGUUUUAGGGAUUGAGGACACAGUCACACAUCAUGCACACAGUUUCCCCUUGAAAGGUGGGCUCUAUGGAGAUCUCCCACCUGCUGGCCAUGAGGCUCAUGCUGCAGGGGGCACCAUGCUGGGUGGACUCCCUCUACCAAAUCCUGCUCCAGAGGUGGACUUAGCCCCAGAGGCUCCACUGCCACCUAUUACACUCAAUCCCACUCCUGUCUCAGGCCCCUAUGCUCCAGAGGGGCUCAGUGAACCACGCAAGAAGAAAUACGCUAAGGAGGCAUGGCCUGGCAAAAAGCCCACUCCAUCUUUACUGCUCUAGCUGCUGGUAAACCUGGACAAGGACAGUCUCUUGACAGUGGAGCUACUCAUGAUUUUAUAGAUAGAUUGUGAUUUUUACUUAUUUUCCUCUUUAUACCAGUGGCUUAAAAGACAUUCCAUUGAUGCAAGGCUCUAGAAAGUAAAAACAAUUCUAUGAAAUUAGUAUUCAACGCAUGACAUUGGAAGUGAUUCUUCAAACUCUGUAAUGCUCAACUUUAGUCGCUAGAUGGCAGCACGACCGUAUGAGACAAUGAAUUAUGUUUUUUAAAGAGCUUUACAAUAAUGUCCCCUCCUGCUGAACACCUCAAAAACAUUUUUACAAGAACCUUGCAGAGAUAUCCUUUGUUUCACAUGUAAUGUUUUCUGGUAUAUUUUUGUCUUUUGUAUCUCAAAAACAGUCAGUAAACCUUAAAAUUAUUUUUA